CCUCCAGCCCUCAGUCCCCCAGGUCAAUGGAGGGCCCCUACCCCCCCUCCCAGGUCACACUGGUGGGGUCAUCUGUGGGUGAGGUCAGCCAGGAGUCACAGGAGAGGUCAAAGGUCAUCUGCGCUAAGGGAAGGUCCCGCGUCAGACUGGCCGCCCUAGUAUUCCUCCUGCAACAGUUAGUGUGGGAGGCCGCCCACACACACUUGACCCGCCCACAGACACACGCCCACCUCUCAGCAGCCCUUCACCUGCCGCGCCCACACCUCCACCUGCUGGCCAUCCUCUCCCAUGCCGGCCCCCUCCUGACUGGGCUAGUAGUGGGCGUGGCGUGCGCGCGCGGGCAUAGGGCGAGGUGGGCGGCGGCGGGGCAGGGGUUGGCCGCCCUCGCCGCCCUCAUGACAGCUGCCACCGCCCUCACAGCCACGCCCAUCACUCACGCCUCCAAGUAUUGCAAUGUUAACAGACUUCUGGCCUUAGCAACGGACCCCGAUAAGAGGGACCUAGCAACGCAGAACCCCGCUAGUACACCCUGCCUAGUUCCUAACACAAUAGUACUGGUAGUCUGGCUGGUGGCUUCCUUCAUAACUGGUGUGGGCGUGUCGAUGGGGUACACGCUCGGUUUUCCUUACCUGGACGACGGAGUGAGAAGGGACGAGGCGCCGCUGUAUCUAGCUGUUCUUGUGUCUGCCGGCGCGUUUGGAAAGGUGAUUGGAGAGAGGAUGGCCACUGACUUUGCAGGGGCGUGGUGGGCGGGACAGCUGGUGUGGGCGGCCUGCUGGCUCACUCUCACCGCCCUCACUCUUACUCUUCCCAGACACCUGAGUCCGGACACCAAGAUUAGGCAAAGUGGACCCAGCAAGAUCCUCACCCCGGGACUGUCCACCACCGGGCCUCCCCCUGGGGCGCCCCUGGAGGAGGAGGAGGAAGAGGAGGAGGAAGAGGAGGAGGAGGAGGAGGAGACAGUGGAGGAGAGAGAAUUGGGGUAUUUAUUUGGAAUUAAGAAAUAA
Messenger RNA from Portunus trituberculatus (swimming crab), 1007 nucleotides. RefSeq names its product solute carrier organic anion transporter family member 74D-like. The coding region runs from base 27 to 1007 and encodes 326 amino acids. Lineage: Eukaryota; Metazoa; Arthropoda; Malacostraca; Decapoda; Portunidae. Gene Ontology annotation, biological process: transmembrane transport; sodium-independent organic anion transport. Gene Ontology annotation, cellular component: membrane. The record is from RefSeq and is a predicted model, not a curated record. The transcript has 8 exons.